Messenger RNA from Closterium sp. Naga37s-1, 2148 nucleotides. Lineage: Eukaryota; Viridiplantae; Streptophyta; Zygnematophyceae; Desmidiales; Closteriaceae. The record is from the annotation of a GenBank genome assembly.
AUGUGCAUUUAUAGUCAGUGUCAUCAGAUCUCAGACCAGCUAACCCCUUGCUCUUUCCUCACUGCUUUUAUUUCCCCCAUUCCUCCCCACCUCUCUUCAACAGGCGGAAGGCCCAACACGAAGCAGUACAUCGUGCAUCUAUCGUCGGUGCCAUCAGUGCUGUCGUACCGGGGGGGAGUCAAUGGGCUGCGGGCCACAGCGACUGUCGACGAUGAGGAGGACGAGUAUGAGGACGAGGAAGACGUGGAUGACUUGGAUGAAGAGGAUGACGAGGAUUAUGGGGAGAUUGGCGAUGCUGUUGAAUCUGGUGAAGAUGGCUUUGAUGCCGAUGUUCAGUUUGCUGCUGCAGCUGCUGCAGAGGAGGCAUUAAAGAUAGCAGGGUCAGCAGCAGCAGCAGCAGCAGCAGCAGCAGGUGGGGCAGGAAGAGGAUUGGGAGGAGAGGGCAGCGGAGGAGGAGGAGGCGGAGGAGCAGUGAGGGUGAGCGCACUGCCGUUUGCAAGAACCGGGGUGGAUGUGUUGGUGGAGAGGGUGGGUGAGCGGCUGAGAAAUAUGAAAUCGCGGUCUGUUGGCCGGCGCCUUCUGGCCCGCGUUGCUGCUGCUGCAGUGGCCGCAGCAGCAGAGGAAGCAGCAGAGGAGGCAGCAGCAGGAGCAGCUGGUGGUGGUGCUGCUCCUGAAGCUGCUGCUUCUUUCACAGAACAUUUCCAAAACUCCACCUUUUACCCUUCUGCUGUUUCUGCUGCUGUCAGCAGCGUUCGUAUCACGCCAUCAUCUGCAUCAUCAACAGCAGCAACACCAGCUGGAGAUAAGGCACCAAUGGCAAGCGGAGCCACGUUAGCAGUGCUGACAGGGCAGCAGCUGAGUGCACGUGCCGCGCGCAUCAUGCGCUCAACGCCGUGGGGCCGACUCAUGCGCCCCGACGUGCGGUUACCACACGUCCGGGCCUUCACCCGCUUCCUGGAAGCUUCUCACCACAGCCUGCUGCAGUCGCUCAAGAUCCCUUCCUCAGCCAUUUUCCACAGCUACACCUAUCUGAUGAACAGCUUUGCAGUGCAGCUCACCGCUGCUGAGGCGAGGCGGCUCAAGAGGCACCCAGCAGUGGCAGAGGUGGAGAGAGACCGCACAGUGCGAGUGACCUCGGUGCACUCCCCUGAGUUCCUCAAGCUCGACUCGAGCCUGUGGCCGGCAAAUGGCGGGCAGAGCAACGCAGGAGAAGGAGUGAUCAUUGGGGUGAUCGACACAGGGAUCUGGCCCGAACACCCCUCCUUCUCCAACCCUGACCCAAACGGAGCACCAUACUCCGCUGCCCCAGCGCGCUGGAGAGGCGUGUGCACCAAAACAAAGGAUUUCACGGCGUGCAACAGCAAGGUGGUUGGGGCGAGGUACUUCCUAAAAGGCAUGGAGCGGGAGUAUGGCAGGGUGGGCAGCAGAUUGGACUACCGGUCGCCACGGGACAUGGAACAGCACGGCACAUGGUGUGCGGGAGCGGCUGCUGGAAACGCAGGUGUGGACGUCACAAUAGGUGGCCGGAACUUCGGCGCAGCUUCGGGCAUGGCUCCGCGAGCCAGGCUGGCAAUAUACAAGGGGCUGUGGAUCGCCGACGGUUACCAUGGGGUGGGGGUGAUGUCUGACCUUAUUGCUGCUGCGAACAAGGCAGUAGCUGAUGGUGUAGACGUUAUAUCGUGCUCGUGGGGGGGCAUGGCGCUGUAUUUCAAGGACAUACCCUAUCUGCAAGGACUCAAGGCCGGAGUGGUCACGGCCUUUGCAGCCGGCAACGAGGGCCGGCCCAACCCCUGGAGCAUGUGGGGCACACUCUCUAACGUCUCUCCAUUCUACCUUACAGUGGGAGCAAGCACCAUGGGGCGGGAGUACAAGGCUGUGCUCACCCUGGGCGAUGGAACCACCUUCACAGGGCGCAGUCUCGGCGGCACCACUGCCACGGCGUCAGAUCUGCCUCUUGUGCUCGACACGACUAUUGUUCUACUCUAUCCCCAUCAAGCACCACUCAUCCCCCCCUCUCAUCAACUUUUCCUCCUCUCUUCCUUCCUCUCAUCCCUCCUCUUGUCCCUCCUCGCUUUGUUCCUUUCUUCCCUCCUCUUUCCUCUCCUCACUUCCCUCCCCUCAUUCCUCACUUCCCUGCACUCCAACUAA